AACUAAGAAAUCAAAUAAAAGAACGAAAAAAAUGGCCGCCUCCACCUUCCUCGCCGUCGACGCAUCCUCCAAACUAUCCAAUCCAGUUGUUAGAGCAUCGCCAACCGCCGCCGGCAAGACUACUUUCCUCCAGCUGCCGCUCAAGCUCCGCAACCCUGGAUCCCUCAAGCACGCUUCCUCCUUCGCCGGAAGCAGGAGAUCCUUCUCUUGCACUAGCCAGGCCGCUUCCUCCGACGACGCCAGACCUCCAUCCAAAGUUCAGGAGCUCCACGUCUACGAGAUGAACGAGCGAGAUCGAGGGAGCCCCGCCGUCCUCCGAUUGAGCCAGAAGCCGACCAAUUCCUUCGGCGAUCUCGUCCCUUUCAGCAACAAAGUCGAUCUCCGGAGUUCUCUUCCUUCA
This is a messenger RNA of Linum tenue, 400 nucleotides long. Lineage: Eukaryota; Viridiplantae; Streptophyta; Magnoliopsida; Malpighiales; Linaceae. The record is from the annotation of a GenBank genome assembly.